UAAAAGAAACAAUAGUUGAUUUUACUUCGAGGUUGAUCUUGCAUUUUUUUGUAAUGUAGAAAGUUUUUUUUGUUUUGGCAAUUUUCCCUUAAAUAAAUUAUCUAAACUACUAACUUUUGGCAGAAGAUAUUUGUAAACCUAUACAAUUAUAAAUUUCCUGUUCUGAUUUUGUUCCCUCGUAAUUAUUAACUUAUCACGGGCAUAAUCGUCCUCGUUGGUUAUCAAAUUAGGGUUUCAUCUUCAACUAGUUUGCUUACAACACAAGCCAACCAUGUCCAAAGCCAAUAAGCGACGUUCAAAAUCGAGGAAACGAGGAGAAAAUCCAGAUUCCAUCCCAACUGAUCUCAUUAUCGAGAUAUUCUCAAGAUUGCGAACAAAGUCAAUCGUGAGGUUUCGUUGCGUGUCGAAGCUAUGGCGGUCCAUGCUUCACUGUCCAUAUUUCACCGAGUUGUUCUUGACCAGGUCUUUAGCUCGUUCACGUCUCUUAUUUGGUGUCGAAGGAUUCGGUGAGUGGCUCUUCUACUCGUUGCCUCAGCCUCAGCAUCCAUAUGAGAAGUCUCUUGUAGUAACCGCUGAUUUUCAUACGAAGUUCCGUGUAAAGAUAAAUGGAGAGGGUAUGAGCUAUGCCUCUGGUUUGAUCUAUUUCCCUAAUACGCUAUGUAACCCUAUCACGGGACAGUAUGCGAUCUUACCUAAACUCAUAAGGUAUAGAAUGGUGAAUAGCUUUUUAGGGUUUGAUCCGGUUGACAAACAAUUCAAGGUAUUGUGUGAGGCUUAUCCAUUUAGUCAUGGAAGCGGUCAUCAUAAAAUUUUGACAUUAGGAACUGAAAAACUUAGGUGGAAGAGGAAGAACCAUUUUCUCUCAUACAUAAAUUCUUUUUAUGUAGAGGACGUAUGCAUCAAUGGGGUUUUGUAUUACUUGGCUGAAAAAGCUGUUGGAUCGGAGUUUAUAGUUUGCUUCGAUGUUAGGUCUGAGAAAUUCAAGUUUAUUGAAGCAGAAUGCAUAUCCCUUUUUGACAAAUUGAUAAACUAUAAGGGUAAAUUAGGUGGGAUUGAGUUGAUUUGUGAUGUUCAUGGUGCUAUCGUUGAGAUUGGUAUGUGGAUUCUAGAGGAUAUGAAGAUACAAAUAUGGUCAAAAUAUGUCUACACUUUGCCGCCGAAUAAUAUCGUUGAUCACUCCUGUUUCUCCGUUGCUGGAGUUACUGCUACAGGUGAAAUUGUUUUGACCAAGGACUAUACAUUUACAUCUAAACCUUUUUAUGUUUUCUACUUCAAUAUCGAAAGGAACACUCUCCGAAAAGUUGAAAUCCAAGGAUUCGAAGCGCUUGAUAAUCGUGGUAAAGUGUUAGCUAGCCUUUGUAGACUAUGUAGAGGAUCUUAAUGUUAACGAUGCAAUAGAGAAACUUAAGUCAAGCAUCUCUGCUCAAUCUGUGAAGAACAAGUGCAGCCUAAAUAUCAUUACGGAAAGGCCAAAACAAAAAAAACAGCGGGAAGAAGAAAGGUAUAGGGACAGGAAUGGUAGCAUUAAGGAAAAGAAACACAUAGAGGGGAAGAAGUGAAAAAAACAGUAGGGAAGAUGAAGACGGAAGAAAAAAGAUGAAACCGCAAAGAGAUACAGAUGAUCAUUGGAGUGAUAACGAGUGUAAUAAGAGGAGAAAAGAGAGAGACAAUGAAAAAAGGGAUAUGUGAAAGCAUUUGUGCUCUUUUUUUGAGCAUGUUGUACAUGUAGGUGGGAGUGUGCGU
Messenger RNA from Arabidopsis lyrata subsp. lyrata, 1743 nucleotides. Its product is annotated as F-box protein At3g57590. Lineage: Eukaryota; Viridiplantae; Streptophyta; Magnoliopsida; Brassicales; Brassicaceae. The coding region runs from base 272 to 1381 and encodes 369 amino acids. The transcript has a single exon. Gene Ontology annotation, molecular function: protein binding. The record is from RefSeq and is a predicted model, not a curated record.